UUCAGGCUACUGAGUCAGAGACCUGACCAAUUUUAUCCACCUACUUCUCUACCCUCUCUCUUUUAUCUUUCUGUGUAGAAUGGCUAUAGAGGCGGAGCGUCUGCUGUUUAUGUACUGUCCGGGGAUUCGUUUCCUCUGGAACUGAUUGAUUUUGAUAGUUCCAUUUAUUCUGGCAACAGGCAGACAGCGGGCGACGACACGCACGCUAACACUUGGGAUUUUUGUAUGUUUACAGAGAAAACUCGCUCCCGGGCUGUGACUGUAGAUCGGAGCAGCCUCUGGUUAAAGUCAGGCCAAAAAAAAAACCACAUUAUAUAAAACCAUCGGGUGCAGACCAGACUGAUCGGGAAAACAAGUGCACGCAGCUAGCUGGCUGGCAGCGAAAGGGGAGAGGGAAUGGACGGCGAGGCGACAGAGCUGAAGCAGACGGUGGAGAUGGGCGAAGUGGGUGAGCUGCAGCCCGAGGACAGCGCCCCCGAGUUAUCACCACAGGCGGCCUCCGCUCCGGGAGCACAGUCCGGCUCCCCUGUGCCUGAAGGCGGCUUCGGCUGGAUCGUGGUUUUCGCCACCACCUGGUGCAACGGCUCCAUUUUCGGCAUCCAGAACUCGUUCGGCAUUCUCUACGUGAUGCUCCUGAAUGAGUUGGAGGCUCUUAGCGACUCGAGCAUCCAGUUUAAAACUGCAUGGGUAGGUGCAGUCUCAAUGGGAAUGAUUUUCUUUUGUUCUCCGGUAGUCAGUAUUUUCACUGACUGGUUUGGAUGCAGGAAGACGGCAAUGGGUGGUGCAGCGACGGCUUUUAUUGGACUGCUUUCCAGCUCCUUCACAAAGUCCCUGGAACUGAGAUAUUUCACCUAUGGAAUUCUCUUUGGAUGUGGAUCAUCUUUUGCUUUCCAGCCUUCAUUAGUCAUCCUUGGCCAUUACUUUAGAAGUCGGUUAGGCCUUGCAAAUGGUGUGAUGACAGCUGGUAGCAGUCUGUUUUCUGUCACUAUGCCUUUUCUCUUAAAGAAGAUUGGCGACACACUGGGUCUAGCUCAUACACUGCAGAUCCUCAGUGUACUCAUGUUCAUACAGAUAUUUUUAUCCUUGACGUAUAAACCUCUAUUACCUUUGCCCUCUGCUGGAGAAAGAAGUAAGCCUGACAAAACAGAAGAACUGAAGUGCGUUCACCGAUUUAAGAAAUACCUAAAUCUGAGAGUGUUCAGGAAGGUAACGUACAGGAUUUGGGCCUUUGGGAUCGCCACUGCAGUCUUGGGCUACUUUGUUCCAUAUGUUCACUUGGUGAAUUUUGUGAAAAAGGAGUUCAAUGAAACUGAUAGAAAUUGGAUCCUGCUAGUCUGCAUUGGAGCCUCAUCAGGUAUCGCACGUCUGACCUUUGGGAAGAUUGGUGACUGUAUCCCUGGACCUAAGAAGAUCUUCCUGCAGGUGGCAUCCUUUUGGAUAUUGGGGAUUAUGUCCAUGAUGAUACCACUGUGCAAAGGUUUUGAACAUGUACUUAUUGUCUGUAUUUUCCUGGGAUUCUGUGAUGGCUGUUUCAUCACCAUAAUGGCACCUAUUGCCUUUGAGCUUGUUGGACCUCAAGAUGCAUCACAAGCCAUUGGCUUCCUUCUGGGACUUAUGGCUAUUCCCAUGACUGCAGGACCACCCAUUGCAGGAAUUCUCUAUGAUCACUUUCACAACUAUCGAAUGGCCUUUUACUUAGCUGGAAUUCCGCCGAUUAUUGGAGGAUCAGUCUUGUUCUUUAUCCCUAUAAUCCACAACCGAAUUCGCAAGAGGCAAGAGAAAGAAGAGCCCGGCACUGACAGGAUGUUGUUAGCUUCUGAAAACGUAUUCAACGGGGACAUGCUUCCCAGCAACUCAAAUGUAGAAGUGUCUGCAUAGACAAUGUUGCCAUGCUGUUCUCUCCUACAUUCCAGGAUGGAUCCUUACCAGCACAAACAGUGAUAGAGGCCUACAGCACAGAAACAGACCCCUUGGUCCAACCACUCCAUGCUCACCGUAAUCUCAAACUAAACUACUCCCACCUGUCUGUGCUUGGCUCAUGAUCUCCAAACAUUUUCUAUUCCUGGACUUAUCCAAAUGUCUUUUAAAAGUUCUAUCUGUACCUGCAUCCACCACUUCCUCUGAAAAUUCAUUCCAUACACAAUUUACACUGUGUAAAAAAAAAAGUUCCUCAUAUCCUUUUAAAAUCUUACUCCUCUCACCUUAGUCUUGAAAUCCUCCACCCUAGGGAAAAAAAAGACUUUCUAUUCACCUUAUCUAUACAUAUGAUUUUAUACACCUCUCAACCUCUUAUACUCCAUUUUUAAAAAAAGUCCCAAUCUGUCCAGCCUCUCCUUAUAACUCAAAUCCUUCAUUCCCAGCGACAUUCUGGUAAACCGUUUCUGAACCUUCUCCAGUUUAAUAGUAUCCUUCCUAAAGCAGGGUGACCAGAAUUGGAAACAGUACCCUAGAAGAGCCUCACCACCUCAACGUGAUAUUCCAUCUCCUUUACUCAAAGGUAUGAGCAAUGAAGGCAAGUGUGUUAAAUGCCUUCUUAACCACCCUGUCUACAUGUGAUACAAACUUCAAAGAAUUAUGUACCUGAACCCCUAGGUCUCUCUGUUCUACAAUACUGCUCAGGGCCUUACUUUUAAUUGUAUAAGUAUGGCCUGUGUUUGUUUUACCAAAAUUCAUUUAUUUGUGUUUAUUCAAAUUAAACUCCAUUUGCCACUCCUUAGUCCAUUGAUCCAGUUGAUCAAGAGCUCUUUGCAACCUUGUCCACCAUUCCACCAAUCUUGGUGUCAUCCACAAACCUACAACCAUGCCUUCUAUAUUCUCUUGUAAAUCAUUUGUAUACAUGACAAACAAAAGUGAACCUCGCACCAAUCCCUCUGGAACACCGCCAUUAACAGGUCUCCAAUCUGUAAAACAACAUUCCACCACCACUCUGUCUCCUGCCGUCAAGCCAGUCUUGUGUCCAGUGGCAAGCUCUCCCUCAAUUCUGUGUGAUCUGACUUUACUAAUUAAUCUACCAUGUGGAACCCUUUCAAAGGCUUUACUAAAUUCCAAGUAAACAACAUCUACCACUCUGCCCUCAUCAAUUUUCUUAGUUACUUCCUCAAAAACCUCAUUUGAAUGCUUUAAAACAACUUUUUUGCACAUAUGUAACAUUACAAUGAGUUCUUAGAAUAAGAUAAUGUGCUAGAUUUUGAAGUAACUCCACAUAGUCUGGAUUCCCAUCACCAAGUCACCCUUUAUUUACACACACACACACACACACACACACACACACACACACACUCUCUCUCUCAUCCAGCCUCCACCAAGCCAGCUCUCCAAAUGAAUAGAACCGCUGACACCCCUAUUUAUUUUUUAAAUUUUUUUUCCCCCACACUACCGUCUAACUGCGGUAGUGCUUAUUUUUUCCCCCAGCACCCAUGUUGUGUGUGUGCAGGUGUGAGACACAGUGAAAGACACAAGGUGCACGAAUCUUUAUUCAGUUUCCAUCACCAGGAAGAAAGGAAACACCUGAGUGGCCAGUGACAAGCAGUGCCCUUCACAUCAAAGGGCAAUUCUGUGUGAACAAACAGUGAAGGGGAGGGCAGGGAUUAAAUUAGAAUAGAGUUGGAUGGGGAAAUAAUGCACUCCACUCCCUGCGGCGCCCACCUCUCCCUGAACAACUCCAGGGUGUUGGUGGACACUGCGUGCUCCUUUUCCAGAGACACCCGAGCUCUAACGUAACUGCAGAAGAAGGGCAGGCAGUCGGACCUAACGACCCCCUCCACGGCCCGCUGCCUGGACCUGUUUAUGGCCAGUUUGGCCAGGCCUAGGAGCAGACCCACGAGGAAUCUUCAGCCCUGCCCUCCCUCCUCCGUACCGGGUGGCACCCCUGUUUAUUUUUUAUUUUUUUUCUCUCAUUUUUUAAAUAAAAAAAUCACAAGGUGAGUCUCAUCAACUAUCAGCGUGUGACAGAGGUGGAGUAGUGCAAGCUGUAGAUAGAUAUAAGCAGAGCUUCGGAGUAUGGUGAUGAAGAAAAACAAAAACCACACUUAGUAACCACUCUUCACAAAUGGCUCAAAUUAUUUCAUGGAGCUAUUGCGAUGGAAACAGUGUACUGGGCAACAUAUUCUUGAGAUAUUUGGAUGGAUUAUUUAUAACUACCAUUCUUAGAAUAAUUGAUACUGGGAUAUACAUUAAUUUAAGAAAAUUCCUGUUACAAAAUAUCACUAAUGGCAUACUC
This is a messenger RNA of Hemiscyllium ocellatum (epaulette shark), 4219 nucleotides long. RefSeq names its product monocarboxylate transporter 8-like. Gene Ontology annotation, molecular function: monocarboxylic acid transmembrane transporter activity; thyroid hormone transmembrane transporter activity. Bases 397 to 1878 code for a protein of 493 amino acids. Lineage: Eukaryota; Metazoa; Chordata; Chondrichthyes; Orectolobiformes; Hemiscylliidae. Gene Ontology annotation, biological process: transmembrane transport. The record is from RefSeq and is a predicted model, not a curated record. The transcript has 6 exons.